CCCCCUUUUAGAUCGUAGAAAGCCUAGGAUUCAGUUUCGGAACUUCGUCUAAAUUUGUGCGUUUUUUGGGGGGAGAAGGCAGAAGGUAGAUCAAUGGGUGCUUCAGUCAAAGAGGAGUAUGCUCGUGUUUCGCGUCCCAAUCGCCAGCUUGAACUGGCCAAGAAGCGUCUUCUGUUCUGGGCAGCACGCCUACAGAUGAUGCCUCACGAGGUGGAUGGGAUGUCUGAUGGGGAGCUCAACCUUAGGUUUGAAGAAGUAAAGAGGAAGGAAGCAGCUUUUGAGCAGCGAAAAAUUGACUUUGAGCGCUGGGCGGAACUCAACCAGUUGAGAUACCUCAUGUACGAGGAGCAGAGAAAGUACAACAAGCGUUACGGACCCGGUGGACCCUCCAUCUGGCGCAUCCUGGCCAUGGCCCAGCAGGAUCUGGAGGAGAAGCUCCAAAUAGAUCAACUGCGAGGGAGCUGCCAGCGUUUUCCCUCACCCAUGUCCCUAAUGGAAGAACGACACAGUGGCGGAAGGCAGCGGUUUCUGGAACCAGUGAGAUCUAGCCUAUGUGGCUGUAUUUCAGAGUCAUAUGAUGAUCUGGAACUGAGAACUGAUCCCAGCUCAGAAGGAUAUAAACAAGGCCAUGAGGAACCCCUUAAUGAUAGCUUAUUACCAUAUUUCAACAAGUAUUGCAAUCCACAUGUGAAAAGCGAAGACUCCUUCAAAUGUAGUGGGGGAUCUUCAGAUCUGGGCUUUUGUCCUCUCUGCAAAAAGAAACACCUGCGCUUGCCACCUCCUUUCUGACCAGGGAAAUAAAUCAAAGACCUGUAAUAAACCCAGUCCUGUCCACUUUGAUUUUAAUGUGUGAGUCUACACAGUGGAAAAUAAGUGCUGCCUACAAUACAUUUUAGCCACAGCCGCCUUUUAUUGAUGCAUUAUUCCUGUGUAAUCGAAGCGACAUGCGCUUCAUCAAAUAUUGAUGUGUCUGGCCCGGCUUUUGGUCACUGGUCUGCUCCUCUGUGCCUCGUUAGCUGUCAAUUAAGUGGACACCUGUGCAGUUAAUGCGAUGCUGCCGCUGCCCAUUUCCCAUUUUCCAGCGUUUCCCCUCCAGGUUUUCACACUUCCAUCGCGACGACGAGGUUCAAAGCCGAAAAGUCCAUUGCCAAGCAAGUCUAUGAUUUGAUAAAUGAGCGGCCAGCCGGAGAUCGUCGAAGUUGUGGAAACUCUGCGGCCUUUGGCAAACUUUGCUUGGGGAAUUAAUAAGCUGCGAUUUGUGGCCACAACUCACAGUAAUAUGUUUACUGGGUUGGGGGCCAUACUGUCGGUUUAUCUUUGUGAAAUUCGAUUGAGGAAAUAUCGCUGCACAAACAAAGAGCUGCACUCAAAAACACACACAAUAAUGCAGACAGUGUGCAACAUAUGGUGUGGCAUGCAGAUUCCGCUCCAUGUUUGCUAAUUAACAACUGCAAUGGCGUAGAACCCAUUAACUGUUAAUUACCAUAAACAUGACAAUUCCAUUGGCCGGCCAACAAGGAGACCGAACAAUGUGCCGCGCUAGAUACACUCACAAAGUCCUCGAGAAUCACUGGAAAAAUACCCAUUUCAGUUUUCAAGAUUUAUUUAAACUGUUUUUUAACGUUAUUUAGACGUUUGGUUUUUAAUAGAUAAAUAGGCGCUAUUUUAAGCUAUAAUCCCCUCUCAUUUUAGAUCCAUAGCAUUAUUAAAGUUUUAUAAUUCUGUACGUAAUUGUUAAUUAAAAGGUGAAUAGAGUACUGCUAAAUUCAGAAACUUGUGAAUGGUUACUAAUAUGAAGUAUCCCCAUUAAAAUGGACACCAAUUUCAGUCACAUUCAUUUAAACAGAUUCCAAUGGCAAUUUAUUAUACACAUGUUUUGGCCAGCAUUGUCUACCAUUUUUACGGCGGCUGUUUUUCAAUGAACUUUUAAUAUGUUUUCGCUUUAAAUUAAAAUAAUAUUACAGUCUGGCAUCUAGGGAAUUGCCUAUAUGCAUUAAAUCCAAGAGUAGGCAUAAAUGAACGCUGCUUGCUUGGUUGCCACUAAAUAUUUGUUUAAACAUUUUACAGCUUGUCGCUGCUUAACAAACUAGACAGACAGCAGUCAACCCGAAAUAUUUUAAAGACUUCUCUGCACAUAAACUUUAUAGUUUUCUUUGGUCCGACACUUGCAAAAGAAAUGGCAUACAUUUAUCUUUAAGAGGAAAAGAUUUAUAGCUAGUCAUGGCAGUUGUUUGUUGGCCAACAAUCACAGAACGCUGAUCAAAUCGCAUUUAAGCAAUGACGAAGUGGGAAAUAAAAGCACCAUUGAAAUGGCAGUAACAGUAACAAUAACAAUAUAACAAAUAGCAAAUAACAAAUAACACAUUGCAUGCAAAACAAUCAAUCAACGGCAAUUUCUCGCUCAAUUAGGCAACAAACAUGCCAAAUAAAUGCAAAAGAAACGAAGUAAAGCAAAUUAAAUUCAGUUUCGUGUUAAAGAGCCAACUGGAGACUCGACUUUUUUCUUUCUAACGGGUGGGCGGGAGAAAAUCGGGGGAAAAACGAAGGAAAAUCAGUGGAAAAUGCCGUCGCUUGCCGCUUUGGCAAUUUGACAGCGGAAUAUCGGUGGAAGCGCCAGAGAAGCAAAAUAGACAAAUGGCAAAUGCAAAAUAGCUGGAAAGCGGGAAAAUUAUGCAGUUUCCCAGAUGCCGAGAAAAUAUAUAUACAUAUAAAUGGGAGAUAUCGGCGAUGAGAGGGACAGCUAGAGCGAGAGCUGUCGGUAACUAUGAUGGCGAAUAAAAAAUAAAGAGCCGCAAAUCAAUUUCAUCACGAUUUCUCGUCGCCGAAUCGCCGCUGAAAGUGAAAUGUGGCCAUGACACUGGAUCUGCAGAGGAGCCACAAUCAUCGAUCGCCCGUCCGUCAGAUAAUUGUAACUUAAUAUUCGAGCCAUUAACAAAUCGCAAGUCGGUAGAAAUCAGCCAAGUCAACAGCAGCCGAUGGAUGCAUCGGGCUUAUUCGAAAAACGAAUGUCAGUCAAAUGUUGCUAGUGGCAAUCACAUGAGAUCUCUGAUAAUUCUGUGGAAAACUGAAUUGUUAAUUUUGUGAGCAUUAAAAAUAUGUAUAUAUAUUUAUAUAAACAUUACACACAAAUGUUUGUGCUUGUAAGAAAGAUAUAGACUAAAACGUAUACAAUACUUAUUCGAAAUAAAUUCAAAUUUAUUACCAAACCAACUCGAUUUCCAACAAUGAGGUGCAAUCAAUUUCGAAUUAAUAUUAAAUUAAUAAAUAAUCCUGAUAGAUGUUUGUUGAUGCUGGCCAAAAUAUCCAUGUUGUAAGCCAACAUCAAUGACAAGUAUUUUUUUUACUGUGCACAAUGUAUAAUUUCACCGUUAAGCUCUGGCCAAUUUCUUGAAAGGUUUGUUAACCCUUUCAUUUGGGAGAGAAAUUCUCUAAAGCGUAACCAAGUUUGCCAAAAAAAAAGUAUAGGAGUCAUUGUCAUUGGGGAGUUGUCUUUGCAAGUUCAUCGUCAUCAUGGUCGCUUGAACACCGCCCUCAUCACCAUUCUGGCGAGCUUUACCCAAGCGAUUAUUGUAAUUUUAUUGUUCUCUUUCUUCCGAGGCUGGUCUUCUCCCCGAUUCUUCUGUCUACACCGCUGAUUGCCCCCUUCUACGUAGGACCCUUCAGUUAAUGAGGUCAGCCUAUUUGAUUUUAACUCUUGGUUACGCUUGACGGCGUUUUCCCUCAUUUAGCGGGAAAGUGUUCUGCGGAAAAUCGUACAGCACCGCCAUUGUUUUCCACUUUUUUCCGCUGCUGCGACGCACCAAAAAUGGCUGGCAAUUUAGCCAAAUGCGACACGAUUCUAGGGCCUGAGUUUAUCCCAUCAUCUGCAGCUCCCGAUUGGAGGUUGCACAACACGGGAGACUUGGCAGGCUCCCAGGUUCAGGUCCACUAACCUAAACCCAAACCCAAACCCGAACUCAUUGACCUUUAACACACAGCAAACAGGGACGGUAAAAAGUGUCGCCAAACUAUUUUUUUUCGCUUUCCUCGGACUGGGCUUGAAUUUGGUUAUUUAUUUUUUUUGUGGGCAAAUCGUGUUGCUCCUUAUUUACCAGGCUAUAAAAAAGCUGGUGGCCCAAUGUCCGACUGUCUGGCAUUUUGCUGGUGUUGCAACCACGUAAAUGUCAAUUUGCAUUUCGUGAGGCGUUGCAUAAACAGCAGCUCCCCCUUGUUAUCCCCAUUGCCUUGUUUUCAAUUUGUUACUGAUCUGAAAUAUUUUUAUUAACAGACGGAAACAAUUAGCGUCGCCUCAACGAACGCAACAAGCGCCGGCCAAAAAGUUAAAGCCGUAGCUCUCCUUUUAUUUUAAUUUUUUAUUUUUUUUUUAUUGGCUUUGUACGAUCUGCGGACAGACGUAUCUGUUUCCUUUUGCCAGCGACUGCGUGGCCUUUCCCCCCGCGCCACAACCAACCACCACCCACCACCCCAAGCGAUACGAGAAGGAAAACCAAAAUGGGAAAUUGAAAACGCGCAAAAAACGUUUCAGACACAAAAUCGUGAUUGCCUUCGUUUGGCCGCCAGACAUUUCGUUGUUGUUCCUGCUGCAGUGCUCCAGAUGCCGAUGAAAAGGGGGGAGGGGGAAUGAACUGGGGGACUACGGUGGGUCAACAAUGGGGCGGUCCUAGGGGUGGUGAUCCUGACUGCUUAUGCAAAACUGCAUUCCAGGAAAUGCAGUUGAAAUGGGAGCAAUGUAGGAAAUCAGGAUAUUGAUCGAGAAUCAACCAAAAAUA
Molecule: messenger RNA, 4769 nt
Organism: Drosophila sechellia
Lineage: Eukaryota; Metazoa; Arthropoda; Insecta; Diptera; Drosophilidae
Exons: 1
Coding region: 94-789 (231 amino acids)
Source: RefSeq, a predicted model, not a curated record